Molecule: messenger RNA, 1498 nt
Organism: Glycine soja
Lineage: Eukaryota; Viridiplantae; Streptophyta; Magnoliopsida; Fabales; Fabaceae
Product: MATH domain and coiled-coil domain-containing protein At3g58270-like
Exons: 4
Coding region: 204-1286 (360 amino acids)
Molecular function (GO): protein binding
Source: RefSeq, a predicted model, not a curated record
ACCUAGUUGACUUGACUAUAGUGCCAUUAUUCAUUUAUUUCUCUGGCAUUCACUAUUAUUUUUCUUUCUCUCUCUCCUGCUAUCUUUUUUCUCUCCAUGUACUAAAUAGAAUUCAUGAUUGUGAGCCUUUAGUUUCUCUCUUCUACGCGCCGGGGCCAACGAAGCAUUAGAGGAUCUUUCUAGCGCCAGAUGUACAUACCGGAAUGGUGAAUGAAUUGACAACAGGUGUUGAUUUUGAGAAAUUCUCAUGGAAAAUUGAGGAUUUCUCAAAAAAAAAUCUCAUGAAAUUGCGCUCCAAGCCUUUCAAAAUCCGGGGUUGUACAUGGAGGCUCCUUGUGUAUCCACUGAGGAGGGAUGUGAAUCACUUUUCAGUGUAUUUGAUGGUUGCUGAUUCUUUACCGCCGUACGGAUGGAGCAGAAACACUUUUUUCAAGUUAGCUCUAAUAAAUCAGGUGGAUAGGAAUAAGUCUAUAGCUAAAGAGACACAACAAAAGUUCAAUGGAGGAUAUCGUUGCUGGGGUUCAUUUUUCUUGAAUCUUACUGAUUUCAAUAACCCAAAACAAGGGUAUCUUGUGAGGAACACAUGCAUAAUCGAAGCACACAUAUGUGUCUCCGAUUUAGCACCUAAGAUUCAAGUCCACCCAAAUAGUUCUCCCAUCCAUGACUCUUGUGAUCAAGCAACAGAAGAAUCAUCCUCAGAUGAUAGGGACACCAUUAGUCCAAGAACCUCAGGAUCUAGUACUGCAGCAGAAGGUGAAAUUCAAGGCUCAAACAAUUUGACACUAAGAGAACUCAUAGAUUUUGAGAGUUUAGGAGCAGAAGAACAAGCAUUCAUUCCACUCUUGGAAGAGGUUUGCAUAUGGCACCCUAAUCUGAUAAAGUGCCAAAGGGAAAGGACUAGAAGGUUUAGACAAUGGGCCUUUACUUCUUUGGGCCAUGUUUUGCAUUUUCUCAAGACCAAAAGGGUUAAAGACAUCAAUGAAGAGGACAUAAAGUACCUUCAUGGCUUGUGGAAGGAACUUGUGAAGUCCUCAGGGUUUGACCUGGCUUGGCUGGAGCCAUAUGUUCAAUUAGCAUUGGGUUCGAGGGCAUAUAUGGAAAGAGCAAACCAAUUGAAGAAGCUGAAGGACAAGGUGGUUGCUUUGGAGAUUAAGAUGAAGCGGCUCAGGGGGGAACUUGCUGCUGCUGAAGGAGAGUUUGAAGUGGCAAGGAGAGGCUUGUCUGAAGUAAGAAGAGGCUUCAAUGAGAUGGAUUUAAAUGCUGCAAUUGGUUAUGCUAUGUUUUGAUCAUCCAAUUAUUUUGAUGUAUGGUCCUCAACUAGUUUUGGUGAAAGGUCAUGCACAUAGUUUUCAUUUAAUUCUGUACAAAUUAUGCUGAAACAGUAGUUAAUUUUUUUUUGUUAAGAUAGAAUUUAAUGUAGAUGUACAUUAAUUUGUUCUAAUUGAUUAUAUAAGGUUUGUUAACUUUUGUUAAAUUUUAAAGAUAAAUUUCUGGUCAA